AUGGGCAACUGCACCUCGCAGCCCAAUCAGGACGAGAAGGCCUGUUCCGAUUUGAUCGACAAACAGCUCGAGGAUGACGGCAAACGAUUCAAGAAGGAAUGCAAGAUUUUGCUCUUGGGCUCCGGCGAAUCAGGAAAAUCGACCAUUGUCAAGCAGAUGAAGAUUAUCCACCAGGGAGGCUUUACCACCGAGGAGCGGGAUUCCUACCGUGGGACGAUAUACAAGAAUGUUCUUGAUUCAGCACAGGCUAUUGCCCUGAUGAUGCGCAAGAUUGGCAUUCAGUACGCCAACGAGUCGAAUCAGAGAGAGCCGAUGACGUCCUUUCGCCCGAUAUCGCCAAUGCCAUACACCUCUUCUGCCAAGACACCGCCUAUUCCGCAGCUCUUGGAUGAGCACUCGAGUGAUUUUUAUCUCAUGGACAGUGCUUUCUACUUUUUCACAGAGGUCCUUCGUAUCGGCGCGCCUGGAUACACCCCCACCGAGACAGAUAUCCUACGCGCCAGAGCAACCACCACCGCCAUCACAGAAACCAGGUUCACCAUGGGCCAACUCCAAAUACACAUGUUUGACGUUGGUGGCCAGCGCUCAGAGCGUCGCAAGUGGAUACACUGCUUCGAGAGCGUGACGUCUAUAAUUUUUUGCACGGCCAUCAGCGAGUACGACCAGGUUCUGUUGGAGGAUAAAAAGCAGAACCGCAUGGCUGAGUCACUCGUAUUAUUCGAAUCAGUCAUCAAUUCUCGGUGGUUCCUCCGAACUUCCAUCGUGCUAUUUCUGAACAAGAGUGACAGCGCUACUUCCCCUGAGUUUCCGGGAGGUAAAGAUAUCAACAAAGCAGCCAAGUAUAUUCUGUGGCGGUUCAUGAAGGCAAAUAGAGCCAGGCUGAGUGUUUAUCCACACUUGACGCAAGCAACUGAUACUGCCAAUGUCAGGCUGGUCUUUGUUGCGGUCAAGGAAACGAUACUGCAAAACGCAUUGAAAGACUCAGGGAUACUGUAA
This is a messenger RNA of Desarmillaria tabescens, 996 nucleotides long. Its product is annotated as heterotrimeric G-protein alpha subunit, GPA3-like protein. The record is from RefSeq and is a predicted model, not a curated record. Bases 1 to 996 code for a protein of 331 amino acids. The transcript has 8 exons. Gene Ontology annotation, biological process: adenylate cyclase-activating G protein-coupled receptor signaling pathway. Gene Ontology annotation, cellular component: heterotrimeric G-protein complex. NCBI's taxonomy places the organism in Eukaryota, Fungi, Basidiomycota, Agaricomycetes, Agaricales, Physalacriaceae. Gene Ontology annotation, molecular function: G protein-coupled receptor binding; GTPase activity; GTP binding.